This is a messenger RNA of Hibiscus syriacus, 2617 nucleotides long. RefSeq lists its product as uncharacterized. The record is from RefSeq and is a predicted model, not a curated record. Bases 334 to 2454 code for a protein of 706 amino acids. The transcript has 2 exons. NCBI's taxonomy places the organism in Eukaryota, Viridiplantae, Streptophyta, Magnoliopsida, Malvales, Malvaceae.
CUCCAUUUUCUGAUCGACGAUCUACUCCCUCUCAAUUCCGAAUUGAAAACCCUAAUUUGUUUCCCUCCACUUAGUUCAGUGUAGCUUUCCGCAAAGAAUUGAUAGUUUGAUUUUUCAUUUCUUCACUGAGAUUCCAAAAUUAGCUUGGAGCCUUAAUUUGCUACACGUGGCGAUCUGGGUCUUGCAUCUUGCCUCGCUUCCAUUGCUGCCCAAAUCUCGAAAAGAUGAAAUGGUUGAAUGUGACAGUUCAGCUUCUUUUAUGGUUAGUCACUUUGGAAUCUGUAUAGCAUUUGUUUCAAGAGUUUGGUUUUGAAAGUAAUUUGAACUUUCCAAAUGGAAGCGAACAAAGAAGAGGCACUUAAAGCGAAAGAGGCUGCUGAGAAGCGAUUUUGUGAAAGAGACUUUGCAGGUGCCAAGAACUAUGCAAUAAAGGCUAAAUCGUUGUAUCCUGGAUUAGAGGGCAUAUCGCAGAUGGUGUCCACAUUCGAAGUUUAUGCUGCAUCUGAGGCUAAAUGUAACGGUGACAUAGAUUAUUAUUCGAUUCUUGGAUUGAAGCCUUCUUCAGAUAGAGAUACAGUGAAGAAACAGUACAGAAAGAUGGCUGUGUUACUCCAUCCCGAUAAGAAUAAAAGUGUGGGAGCUGACGGGGCUUUCAAACUCGUAUCUGAGGCGUGGACUUUGUUGUCGGAUAAAAUUGAGAAAAGUGCCUAUGAUAUCAAGAGAAACAAACAGAUGCCUUCUAGAGUGAUUCAAACUCCAACAUAUGGCACUGCGGUUACAGGUUUGAGCAACUGUUCAAAUACUUCACAAGGUAUACUUGAUACUUUCUGGACUGUAUGCACCUCUUGUAAAGUUCAGUACGAGUAUCUCCGUAAGUAUGUCAAUAAGAGACUCUCAUGUAAGAACUGCCGAGGUACUUUCAUUGCCGUUGAAACAGGGUCAGCCCCAGUGAACGGUUCUUUCCCCUAUUGUCCUUGGUCUUAUGUGCCGAGUAACGGAUACACAAGUCAUGGAUAUGAUGGGGUCACAUAUGUCCCAACGAAUGCUACUUCAUUUGCUGGAAAUGUGGUCUCAGGUUAUCAUUCCGGGCAUGGAUUCGAUUAUGUUUCUAACAUGUCUUUUCAGUGGAGUUCAUACUCUGGAACUUCUACUGGGGUCGUGGGCCAUAAUGGAUUAUCAACCAUUUCCACUGAUUCCAUUUAUCAGACCAACAGAGAUGAUCGAGGAGCAGGGCUGAAGAUGAAAUCAAGUGCCAAUGGAAAACAUAUGAAAAAUAUCGUCACUCAUACAAUUCCAUUGUUCAAUGGCUAUAACGAAGCUUCUGGAUCUAAAACUGGUGGAGUUGAGAAGAAAAGGAAGGUUAUUGUUGAUUCCGAAUUUAAAAGUGGAUAUGAAGACAAGGCAUUAAAAUCAUCAGAAGGAGGGUUAGCAAAUGGGAAUGGUGUUGAGCCUGAUCCAAAACCUUUCAAUCCAGGUGAACCACCAACUAGGCGAUGCAUAACACCACCGACAGUUGAUACUAGGAAGUUGUUAAUUGACAAGGCUAUGACUGAAAUUCGAAAGAAAUUAGAAGAGAUUAAGUUGGCUUCAGAAGCAGCUGCCGCAGCCGCAACCUCAGCCUCAACCUCGGCAGUUAAAUUAGGCACUGAUGGAGUUCAACCACCACCAGUCUGCAAGUCUCCCAAGAUAUCGGAUUUAAAUGUUUCUGUUCAUCAAUCAGCAUCACAUAAAAGUGCACCAGUCUCAAUCACAGUUCCGGACUCCGACUUUCAUGAUUUUGACAAAGAUAGGUCAGAGGAAUGCUUCAAACCAAAGCAAAUAUGGGGACUGUACGAUGAAGAUGAUGGUAUGCCUCGAUUAUAUUGCUUGAUUCGCCAGGUUGUCUCUGUAAAACCAUUUAAGAUUCACAUCACUUACUUGAACUCCAAGACUGAUAAUGAAUUCGGGUCAGUGAAUUGGUUGGAUUCUGGGUUUACUAAAUCCUGUGGGCACUUCAGGGCAUGGACUUCUGACGUCAUUGAUCAGGUCAACAUUUUCUCUCAUCUUCUGAGAGGAGAAAAGGCUGGAAGGGGAGGUUGCGUUCGCAUAUUCCCCAAGAGUGGUGAUAUUUGGGCUGUUUAUCAGAAUUGGUCACCAGAAUGGAACAGGUCGACUCCCGAUGAAGUGAAGCACCAAUAUGAGAUGGUGGAGGUGCUCGAUGAUUAUUCUGAAGAGCUUGGAGUUUGUGUUACUCCCCUUGUCAAGUUAGUAGGAUUCAAGACAGUGUAUCAGAGAAAUACAAAAAAGGAUGCCAUUAGAUGGAUUCCAAGGAAAGAGAUGUUCCGCUUUUCGCAUCAGGUUCCUUCAUGGUUACUUCAAGGAGAAUCCAGUGAUUUACCCAAACAUUGUUGGGAUUUGGACCCAGCGGCAAUUCCGGACGAACUUCUUCAUGCUGCAACAGAAGCGAAGGCUUAACAGAACCUGGUCUUGCAAGAAAUGAUAAAGGAAGAGGCAUGAUUAGUUUGGAAUUUGGUUUACCAUUCAUACAGAAAAACUAGAUUUGACUGUACAAACAUUUCACACUAUGCUUAGCAGCCAAUGCAACAUUAACUCAUGAUUUAGAGGAUGUAAUAUUGCU